This is a messenger RNA of Oryzias latipes (Japanese medaka), 1637 nucleotides long. RefSeq names its product claudin-3. Gene Ontology annotation, cellular component: membrane; bicellular tight junction. Gene Ontology annotation, molecular function: structural molecule activity. NCBI's taxonomy places the organism in Eukaryota, Metazoa, Chordata, Actinopteri, Beloniformes, Adrianichthyidae. The record is from RefSeq and is a predicted model, not a curated record.
UUUAGAAGUUGGUGAAAAGUCAAAGAUCCCGAAGUUUGUUGAAAGUUUAGAAAUUUAAAAAAAACUAAACAUCUUUAAGCCUCCUAUUUAUUUCAAUGGGAAAAAGAGGAUGUUUUGCUUGACUUUUAUUAAAUCAUAAAUGUAAAAGAUUCCUGAUUGAGAUCAAUGUUCUCUAUUAAAAAUGGCUUUAAAUGAUACGGUUGACGGUUUAAUCAAAAAGAGCAAAAAAGUAGAAAAGGGACAAAACUUUAGAAGUGAGUGAAUGAAGCAGUUUGGAAAUGUUUGCACAGCUCAAGGCAGACGAGCUGAAGUCCUCUUGCAUGGAUGGUGGAGGUGAUGUCCUCCUCAGAGGCUAACGUUAGCCUUCUGGCCAGCAGAUUUCUGUAACCCCCCCCAGCCUGGGCCUCUGGUUGUGAGAACACAUACCUGCUGGCCCCUCAGCUGUAAGAGCCUCUUUGUGGGCAGGCCUUUGUGAGGCUGCCCAUGUAAGCCGAUAGCAGGAAGUCUUGAGCGCCUCCAGGUCCUUCCUCCUGGUUUUCUGUGAAGUCAUCCUCACCUGGAACUCCUCCCCCGCCGCUGACCCGUCUUAUAAAAAGGAUAUCGGUCAGGCGGAGGUGAGAGAUCACCCGCCGAUCCCAGACUGAAACCAGCCUCCUGAGGAGUGAGGAGCACCGGCAGAGGAGUUCAGGAUGUCUAUAGGACUUGAGCUGAUCGGUAUUUCCUUGUGCAUUCUGGGAUGGAUUAUCGCCAUUGUGGCGUGCGCCCUCCCCAUGUGGAGGGUGACGGCCUUCAUCGGCAACAACAUCGUCACGGCACAGAUCAUCUGGGAGGGCAUGUGGAUGACCUGCGUGGUGCAGAGCACGGGCCAGAUGCAGUGUAAGGUCUACGACUCCAUGCUGGCGCUGUCCCAGGACCUCCAGGCUGCACGCGCCCUGACCGUCAUCUCCAUCCUGCUGGCCAUCCUGGCCGUGCUGGUGGCCAUCGCAGGGGCCAAGUGCACCAACUGCAUCGAGGACGAGGCAUCCAAAGCCAAGGUGAUGAUCAUCUCCGGGGUGUUCUUCAUCGUAUCGGGCGUCAUGCAGCUCAUCCCCGUGUCCUGGUCCGCUCACUCCAUCAUCAGAGACUUCUACAACCCUCUGAUCCCCGACGCCCAGCGCAGGGAGCUGGGGGCCGCCCUCUACAUCGGCUGGGCGGCGGCCGCGCUCCUGGUCCUGGGCGGAGGACUUCUCUGCUGCUCCUGUCCGCCGCAGGAGUCCAGGUACAACCCGUCCCGGAUGGCCUACUCCACCCAGAGGUCUGUGGGGGGCCCGGGCCUGGAGAGGAAGGACUACGUGUGAAUGAGGAAGGUCAGAGGAGCAAAGACUGCAUCUGAUCGCCACACGGACUCACGAUCAGAGGGACGAAGGUUUUCGUCUGUCUGACCGGCACCUUUUUAUACCAAACAGCUCCAUGUUGUUUACGACUGAUUUUUGUUAGCGUAGAAAAACUGUCUUCAAUCAUCUGCUGCAGCCAAGAGACGGUAAAAGUGUAUUUAAUGCAGCCUUCAGGUCACUGGAGUCUGCUCUGUUAUGCAGCUGAGUGAUCCCACCUGUAUUAAUGUUUUGUUUCGUUUAUAAUAAAACUUUUUUGUAAGAUAA